Mytilus californianus (California mussel) is the source of this 1195-nucleotide messenger RNA. RefSeq lists its product as uncharacterized. The record is from RefSeq and is a predicted model, not a curated record. Lineage: Eukaryota; Metazoa; Mollusca; Bivalvia; Mytilida; Mytilidae. Gene Ontology annotation, molecular function: GTP binding. Bases 102 to 860 code for a protein of 252 amino acids. The transcript has 6 exons.
UCGUAUGUUUGAACCUCUAUUUGUAUUAGUGUUGUUUAUUAUAAGAGGCUAAUAGUAUAUUUGUGUCAUGUUAGUGAGAUAUUGUUUAAUUACUUACAAGUAUGAGUUUUUCGUAUGAACAUCCAGUUUUAAGAAAAGAAGACAUGCUCAAAGAAAAGAAGCCUGCAUUUCAAACGCAACGAACGAAUUUGACUCAAAAGGCUUCAAAUCCUGAGUACAAGUAUAUUGAACGAGAUGCAGUUGGUUAUUCUUUCGCAGAUAGGAUAGAAGAAACUGACGAGCUCCGUCUGGUCCUGUUUGGAACUAAACAAAGUGGUAAAAGCUCGACAGGAGACAUGAUAUUAGGAGAAGCUAAAUUUCCAUCGCAAUGUUUAACAAAAAGCAACACAUCGAUAAAUAUUCUUCAUAGAACAAUUAGGUGUGGGAAAACAAUUAAAAUCGUAAAAACUCCUGGAUUUAGAAUCGGUGAAUUGGCGAGGGAAGACGUCAAGGUAAACGUUGUGAAAAAUAUCAACACAGUAACCCAACAACUCGGAGAGGAACCUCAUGCAUAUCUGUAUAUCAUUUCAUCAAAAACCAAUUUAGAUCAAGAGACAAGAGUGAUCGAUCUCAUAUACCGAAGAUUGCGAAAAUUAAUAGAUAAAAUAAUUAUAGUCUUUACAGGGUUUGAUUUUCUGCAACCUAAAGGGUUGUCGCGCUUUAAGUACCUUGAAAGUCUGCCAGACAAAUUUAAGACUUUUGUUGCAGACUGUAAUGGUGAAAGCAGAAUAAUAUUUUUUGAUAAUAGCAGACUUUUUAAUGAAGCUUUGGCACAUACGCAAGUAUCAAAACUUAUCAAAAUCGUCGAGACUCUAAAAUAAUAUAGGUGUAAUAUGCAAAUCUAGAUAAUGUUAAUUCAGUCACUGACAGUUUUACUCACCUGAAUUACCAUUAUUCUAACUUGUUUCUGUUAAGUGAAAAUAAUAAUAAAUUGUAGCGUAUUGUUCAAGGAAGGGUCUUUGUCUAUCCCUUGUACAGCAACGCCACCAUGUCCAUUUCACGAAUAUUUCAAAAAAAAAUUUAAAUGAUGUCAUGUGAGGCGGAAUUUGCCCCGCCCACACUUAAAACAGAAAAAUAGUGCAUGAGUAUAGUUUACAUUAGAUUUUUUAAAGAAAAUGUAAUUACUGACAAAAGAAUAAAGGAUUUUCUGUUUUGA